This is a messenger RNA of Musca vetustissima, 3209 nucleotides long. It is a transcript of the gene Hira, whose product is annotated as protein HIRA homolog. Gene Ontology annotation, cellular component: HIR complex; nucleus. The record is from RefSeq and is a predicted model, not a curated record. NCBI's taxonomy places the organism in Eukaryota, Metazoa, Arthropoda, Insecta, Diptera, Muscidae. Gene Ontology annotation, biological process: regulation of DNA-templated transcription; DNA-templated transcription; chromatin remodeling. The transcript is spliced from 8 exons. Bases 6 to 3209 code for a protein of 1067 amino acids. Gene Ontology annotation, molecular function: protein binding; nucleosome binding.
GUUUAAUGAAACUAUUAAAACCAAGUUGGGUACAUCAUGACGAAAAACCAAUAUUUUCCAUUGAUGUACAUCAGGAGUGUCUUAAAUUUGCCACCGGUGGCCAAGGUGUGGAUUCCGGCCGGGUCGUAAUAUGGAAUCUAUUACCGGUCCUAUCCGAAAAAGCCGAAUUGGAUGAAUCGGUGCCGAAAAUGCUAUGCCAAAUGGACAAUCAUCUGGCCUGUGUCAAUUGUGUGCGCUGGUCGCAAAAUGGUCUAAUGUUGGCAUCAUGUUCCGAUGAUAAAUUGGUGAUGAUAUGGAAACAAUUGAAGGGCCCGAGUGGCGUUUUCGGCACCGGUGGCAUACAAAAAAAUCCCGAAUCGUGGAAAUGUAUGUUCACGUUGCGUGGACAUGCCGGGGACGUUCUUGACCUCGCCUGGUCACCUCAGGAUCGUUGGCUGGCCAGCUGUAGUGUCGAUAAUACAAUUAUUGUAUGGGACGCACAAAAUUUCCCCGUCAUCAUUACCACCCUUAGAGGACACACCGGCCUGGUCAAGGGUGUUUCCUGGGAUCCCGUCUGCAAAUUUCUCGCUUCACAAAGCGAUGAUCGUAGUGUGAAAAUAUGGAAAACGUGUGACUGGUCAUGUAGUAAUACCAUUACAGAACCCUUUCAGGAAUGUGGUGGUACAACGCAUAUAUUACGCUUAUCAUGGUCACCCGAUGGCCAGUAUUUAGUAUCGGCACAUGCCAUAAAUAGUGGUGGUCCAACGGCACAAAUUAUCGAACGUGAAGGUUGGAAGUGUGACAAAGAUUUUGUGGGGCAUCGCAAGGCCGUCACAUGCGUACGCUUUCAUACGGCAAUUUUGAAGCGACAAGCCCCCAAGUCACAGAAACCCCAACAGUAUUGUUGUCUGGCUGUGGGUUCACGUGAUCGUUCAUUAUCCGUGUGGAUGACAGCAUUACAACGGCCGCUGGUUGUGAUACAUGAACUAUUUAACGACAGUAUAUUGGAUCUUUCUUGGGGUCCGGAAAAGUACAUCCUAAUGGCAUGUAGUGGUGAUGGCACUGUGGCUUGUCUUCAAUUUUCCGAAAACGAGCUUGGCACCCCCCUUUCCGAAGAGGAUAGAAAUGCGCUGUAUCAACGUAUUUACGGGAAAACUGCUGCAAAUCUAACCAACGGUUCCACCACAUCCAAUGACAUGCUUAUCGAAAAUCCCGAAUUAAUUUUAUAUAGUCAAAAUAAGCCUAAACCUCCAACACUGCCAACAAUGCAACUAACAACUAAUCAUAAUAAUAUUAAUAAUAAUUAUAUAGAAUCUACAGGAACACUGCCGUCCUCGAAUGGCUUCGGUACUCCGUCAGAUGGUAGAAGUGUAUUUUCACAAAACUCCACAAAUUCCGCGGGCUCCGUUUCAGUUGUGCCACAAACAACGCCCGUUAAGGCGAUAAGUAAACAAAUGGAGACUCGGACCAAGGAUGGUAAAAGGCGUAUAACACCAAUGUUUAUACCAUUAAAUACUGAUACCGUAACGGGUGCAUCGGACGCAACGCAUAGUUUUCAAUCGACAUCUGUGCUAGGUGGCAAUCAAACUACCGCUUUCUCAAUGCCCGCAGUACAAACCACUGAAACCAAGAGCACCGCAACAACGACAACGACGAUAACAGGCGUAAAUAUUAUUUCAAAUGAUGUUAGCAAAGAAAAUAUACCACAAACGGCAAAGUCGUCUUCUGCAGCCAGUGAGGAUUCUGGCCGUUUAGAUCCCCGCUUAGUAAAAAGCAAUCAAAAACAACCACCCGAACCCUUCACUGUAAAACAGGAUUCCUUUAAGGAGUUUCCUCACUUUAAGCGAACACCUCAACACAUUGUGCCGACAAAAGAUACAUCGAAAGUUUAUAUGGCCUCAACGGCAGGUCCCAAGAUAACAAUAAACGCCUCAACAAAAUGUGAAUUUCAGAAGACUGCAAUGGAUUAUCGUGUACAUGUGGCCAAUGGGGCGGUACAGACAGCAACUGGUCCAUUGGCCCGGGUAACUGCCAUACGUUUAGUUAGUGGUAAACUUUGGGAAACCUUUGUGGGCUCACCCAUUAUUAAUUUCAAUUUUUGUCUAAAAUGCGUUAUGCUGUGCAGUUUAGAUGGUUCAUUACGUUUGAUGGAUUUAAUGAACGGUAAUCCCUUAAUGCCAGUCAUUAGUUUGAGCACAUCCGCAAUACAAUGUGCCUUUUCGCCCAAGGGUACUUUAGUUGGUGUCGUAACCGAAUGUGGUCUAUUGCGAAUAUGGAACAUUGAAAAAUGUACAUGCGUUUUGUCAACAACAUGUUCGGAUAUUUUCGGUAAACAUGGUGCGAUCUAUCAAUAUACCAUUACCGAAAAUGGUGUACCAUUGAUUGUAUUCUCCGAUGGCAAUUCAUAUUCAUUUUCACCACAAAUGCAAGCAUGGUUGGUUGUUAGUGCAAAAGAUCCCAUUACCCGUCAUGGUAUUAAAAAUUCUAUACCAAAAGAAUUUCCAAAAGAUUAUCAGGAUUUUCCACUGAUGUCGGUACAAUCAUCGACAAAUUUCUUUGCCACCACAAGUGCUGGUAUUGAACUUUUCUUCUUCUUUUUUUCCAGCAAUGCCAAUGAUUGGCAAUCGAUUGCAAAGAUACAAUUUGCCGAAAAUCAAAUAAAACUUUGUGAAAUGAUUAAAUCGCCGGAAGAAUUGAAAUUUUGGUAUAGCAUGUUGGUAUUCUAUGUAUCGACACUGGGUAAUGAGAAAAAAUUACGCGAUUUAUUGAAUGAUCUAUUGGGUAGUGGGCGACCAACUGCUCCCGGCGAGGAAGCAAAAAUAUUGGACAUACCAAAACACUCAAUAUUGGAAAGUACUCUGGAACAGAUAAAACUUCUUCCACGAUGGCAACGUAUAUAUAUGGAAUACAAUGAAUUAUAUCAUGAUAUAAAAACAUUAAAACGAGAAGAGGAAGAAGUAGCAGAAUCCAACAGCAACAGCCCAUCCAACAACAAUGAAACAGAAAUAUUAUUAACGGCAUCAUCAUCAUCCCCAACACAUAAACAAUCUAUACAGGCUCCAAAAUUACCACCACCAUCACAAUCUAUCUUUUCGGUAUCAUCAAAUCAUACAACAAAUGAAGAAUCUAUUAAACUCCCAACCUCCGCCUCGGUCACAAAAAUUCCAAACGAAGAUGUUAACAACAAAUGCAGUCCUGAACCGCAGGAACAACAUAUGGAUAUUGUUUAA